CUUCUGACUGUGAGUCUUAACAUGCUGGUAAUCAUUGCAAUUCUGCACUUCAGACAGCUUCACACCUCCACAAACAUGAUUCUUCUCUCUCUGGCUUUCUCAGAUUUCUUCGUGGGUUUUCUAUUCUUGUUUCAACUCAUGAUGGUAGACGGCUGCUGGUAUCUUGGCAACCUCAUGUGUGCUCUGUUUUUUACUUUAGAUUUCAUUGUUGUCGCUGCCUCAGUAGGAAAUAUGGUGCUUAUUUCAAUUGACCGUUAUGUAGCCAUAUGUGAUCCUCUACAUUAUCCCACUAAGGUUACUCUGAAAAGAACUAGAGUCUCAGUUUCACUCUGUUGGACUUGUUCUCUAAUUUAUUCCAUUGUGGCGUUGAGAGAGAGCCUACAACAACCGGACAUGUUUAGCUCCUGUGCUGGAGACUGUACAGCUGACAUUGGCACCACGGGGUUUAUUAUCGAUCUUUUUUUAACAUUCCUUAUUCCCAUUACUGUCAUAAUAGUUCUUUAUGCUAUAGUCUUUGUGGUGGCUGUUUCUCAGAUUCAGAUCAUGCGCUCUCAAGUUUCAGUCCUCACAAGUAGGUAUUCAGUAAAAGCAAUUCCCAAAAAAUCAGAAAUAAAAGCAGCCAGGACUCUUGGGCUUGUGAUAAUUGUGUUUCUGUCUUGCCUUUGCCCUUAUUUCUGUAUCUCCCUAUUGAGUUUAGAGAGCUUACUCCAUACUUUGACAGGUGUUUAUGUUAUAUCAUUGUUUUACUUCAAUUCGUGUCUUAACCCACUAAUCUAUGCAUUAUUCUAUCCUUGGUUUAGAAAGUCUAUCAAAAUUAUUGUUACACUUGAAAUAUUCAAGUCAGGUUCCUCUAAUGUAAACUUACUGCAUCCCUAAACACUAUACUGUACAGUGUCCAGCAAAUCUGUAAACAAUAUUUUUCCUGAUGUCAAAAACUCAACCUCCAUGUGUUUUAGUUAGAUUUUAUGUGUUGGACAAAUAAAUAAUAAAGCAGAAUUUUGAAGGAGAAGGGAAAAAAUCCACAGUUUUAAUCAAAGAAAUACUUUACAUUACACCAACACUCAGGGGCCAGUGU
Cyprinodon variegatus (sheepshead minnow) is the source of this 1075-nucleotide messenger RNA. RefSeq names its product trace amine-associated receptor 13c-like. Gene Ontology annotation, cellular component: membrane. NCBI's taxonomy places the organism in Eukaryota, Metazoa, Chordata, Actinopteri, Cyprinodontiformes, Cyprinodontidae. The transcript is spliced from 2 exons. The record is from RefSeq and is a predicted model, not a curated record. The annotation marks the transcript as partial. Gene Ontology annotation, biological process: cell surface receptor signaling pathway; G protein-coupled receptor signaling pathway. Gene Ontology annotation, molecular function: trace-amine receptor activity.